This is a messenger RNA of Sciurus carolinensis (gray squirrel), 822 nucleotides long. It is a transcript of the gene Hmx2, whose product is annotated as H6 family homeobox 2. Gene Ontology annotation, cellular component: nucleus. The coding region runs from base 1 to 822 and encodes 273 amino acids. Gene Ontology annotation, biological process: regulation of transcription by RNA polymerase II. The transcript has 2 exons. NCBI's taxonomy places the organism in Eukaryota, Metazoa, Chordata, Mammalia, Rodentia, Sciuridae. Gene Ontology annotation, molecular function: RNA polymerase II transcription regulatory region sequence-specific DNA binding; DNA-binding transcription factor activity, RNA polymerase II-specific. The record is from RefSeq and is a predicted model, not a curated record.
AUGGGCAGCAAGGAAGAUGUGGGCAAGGGGUGUCCGGCUGCUGGUGGCGUCUCCAGCUUCACCAUCCAGUCCAUCCUGGGCGGGGGCCCCUCCGAAGCACCGAGGGAGCCCGCCGGCUGGCCAGCCAGGAAACGCAGCUUGUCUGUGUCCUCGGAGGAGGAGGAGCCGGACGACGGCUGGAAGGCGCCCGCUUGCUUCUGCCCAGACCCGCACGGCCCCAAGGAGCCAGGCCCCAAGCACCACCCCCCCAUCCCUUUUCCUUGCCUGGGUACUCCCAAGGGCAGCGGAGGCGCGGGGCCGGCGGGCUCCGAGCGUUCGCCUUUUCUCUCUCCUUCCCAUCCGGACUUUAAAGAAGAGAAAGAGAGGCUCUUGCCGGCGGGCUCUCCCUCGCCGGGGCCAGAGCGGCCGCGGGACGGCGGCGCCGAGCGGCAGACGGGCGCGGCCAAGAAGAAGACGCGCACCGUCUUCUCGCGCAGCCAGGUGUACCAGCUCGAGUCCACCUUCGACAUGAAGCGCUACCUGAGCAGCUCGGAGCGUGCGUGUCUCGCCUCCAGCUUGCAACUCACCGAGACCCAGGUCAAGACUUGGUUCCAGAACCGCCGCAACAAGUGGAAGCGGCAGCUCUCGGCCGAGCUGGAAGCGGCCAACAUGGCGCACGCGUCCGCGCAGACUCUGGUGGGCAUGCCGCUGGUGUUCCGGGACAGCUCGCUGUUGCGCGUGCCGGUGCCACGCUCUCUCGCCUUCCCCGCGCCGCUCUAUUACCCCAGCAGCAACCUCUCCGCCUUACCGCUGUAUAAUCUCUACAACAAGCUCGACUACUGA